Molecule: messenger RNA, 1695 nt
Organism: Amphiprion ocellaris (clown anemonefish)
Lineage: Eukaryota; Metazoa; Chordata; Actinopteri; Pomacentridae
Exons: 3
Source: RefSeq, a predicted model, not a curated record
AUGCUAACCUCGGAGCUUACAGCUGCUUUAGUUUCACAGGAGACGCAAAAACAAACAUAUUGUCAUGAAGAGCAGCGUCUGUCCGACCCGAGGCUCCACAUUAAUGCGAGCGGUUAUCAGCUCGGUGACAAACAGGCCGGAAGUUUAGCUGCAGAGCAAAGUGACUGCUGUAUCCGUGGCAGCGAGUGGGAGGAUGUGUUCUCCGUCUGCAGCCUGGUGCACCGCUGCAGGCGACUGAAUGCUAAACGCUGUAGCCUUGGCUAUCCUUUCAAAGCGCUGCUCGCUGCUGACCUUUCGACUCCCGAGCCGCGAUUCGCUUUGGGCGAGCUGAGCUGGUGGAAGUGUCGGUGGGUGUGGGAGGGAGGCGGCGUUUGUUGGCAGGGCCCAGAGCGAACGGAGCUCCGACUCCACGGCUUUAACCCCACGGCUCUUCUGGGAACGCUCCAGCUGGCAGGCAGCAGCAAAUGGAGCGUUUCAGCACGCCGGCAAACCUCAUCAGCCUCAUCAGCCUCGUCAGCCUCGUCAGCCUCAUCAGCCUCGUUAGCCUCCUCAGCCUCCUCAGCCUCCUCAGCUUCCUAAGCCUCAUUAGCCUCCUCAGCCUCCUCAGCUUCCUAAGCCUCAUUAGCCUCCUCAGCCUCGUCAGCCUCGUCAGCUUCCACAGCCUCCUCAGCUUCCUCAGCCUCAUUAGCCUCGUCAGCCUCGUCAGCCUCCUCAGCCUCGUUAGCCUCCUCAGCCUCCUCAGCCUCGUUAGCCUCCUCAGCCUCCUCAGCCUCCUCAGCCUCGUUAGCCUCCUCAGCCUCCUCAGCCUCCUCAGCCUCCUCAGCCUCGUUAGCCUCCUCAGCCUCCUCAGCCUCCUCAGCCUCGUCACCCUCCUCAGCCUCCUCAGCCUCCUCAGCCUCGUCAGCGUCGUCAACCUCGUCAGCCUCGUCAGCUUCCUCAGCCUCGUUAGCCUCGUCAGCCUCGUCAGCCUCGUCAACCUCGUCAGCCUCAUCAGCCUCCUCAGCUUCCUCAGCCUCAUUAGCCUCGUCAGCCUCGUCAGCUUCCACAGCCUCGGCUCUCCUCCCCACCCGCUCACCGCUAAGUUGUUUAGAUACGCAGGAGAACGAGGGAAAGAACGUGAGGAAGGUGUGCAGGGAGGAAAAGGGAAGCCGGGGGAGUGUGGAACGGAAGUGAAGAAGUCGUAAAUCCAGUUUGAUGAAGUCGGUUGAACAGUGAGGGGAGUUCCUCGGUGACGCAUCCACGUUAAAGCCCGAGGCCAACACGCCUCCCGUCACACUCCUACAGGGUUCCGAUGUUCCUGAACUUCCCACGACGUGUUUGUUUCUCAUUAUGGCUGAACAGGAAGUCUACAGGGACGAGCUUCUCAUAAUGUUGACAGACAGAUUUACUGCGUGUGAUUCUGUCAAUAUUUAACCACGAAGCUGCAGUGUUCCUGUAAAACCCUGGCAGCUCCUGAUCCCACUGUUCUACUGUAGUUCUCCACGGUGACAGUCGUAAAUUACUGCAUAAUUAAUUACAGACUCCACCGCAGAAUAUGAGGUUUAAUGCUGUGACCAGAGUUUCUAUUAAUACACUGUAUUUAUAUAGUAUUGCUACUGUAAUUCGUUUUAACUGCAGUUGCCUUUAUUUUCUUCUCUAAAAUGUAUAAAUUGUGAAUCACUAAGAAAAAUCAUGAAUAAUAAAGUGCUUUUAAUA